AAUGCACCAAACACAACGUUGACCUUGUAUUUCUGGUUGAUAGCUCUGGAAGUCUUAGAAAUGCUGAUUUCAUAAACAGCAAGAGUUUCAUCAUUGACAUCAUGAAGAAUAUGAGCAGCACUUCCAUUCAGUUUGCUGCAGUGCAGUUCUCUUCGGAUGUUCGCACAGAGUUCAAUUUUUCCAGAUAUCAGGCAAUUAGAGAUCCGGAGAAACUCCUGACCAAUAUGCAGCAUAUGAUGCUGCAAACCAACACACACAAAGCCUUGAAUUACACAAUUGGAAAUCUGCUGUACAACACCCAAUAUGGAGCAAAAGAGAAAGCGACCAAAGUGCUGCUGAUCAUCACAGACGGGGACAGCACUGACUUUGACAAAGAUUACGAUUACGUGACCAAACGUCUGGACGAAAAACACGUCAUCAGAUACGCCAUUGGGGUUGGCUCUGUGAACAUCAAAAAUCUGAAGAGCCUGGCUUCUGAACCCAAAGACAGCAACACCUUCUACGUUAACGACUACAAAGGGCUCAGACGUAUCCUGGACAACAUGCAGGAUAGAAUCUACAACGUGGAAGAUGAGAAGACAAAAUGCUGGUCCUUUGUAAACGAGAUGUCGCAGAGUGGGUUCAGCGUGGCAUAUGCCAAG
Messenger RNA from Polypterus senegalus (gray bichir), 641 nucleotides. RefSeq names its product integrin alpha-L-like. Lineage: Eukaryota; Metazoa; Chordata; Cladistia; Polypteriformes; Polypteridae. The record is from RefSeq and is a predicted model, not a curated record. The transcript is spliced from 5 exons. The annotation marks the transcript as partial.